CAGCUGACGCAAUGUCUCCACCAACGUUUUCCUGCCCAACAUGCGGCGAGGAGCACCCACUCCACGACACCCUCCCCGGGGGCCACUCAGCGCACAAACCGCACUGUCCCUUCUGCCUCGCGCACACGCUCUACCGCGCCAUCAUCUCCGCUCACCCCGCGCCUAGACCGACGCCUGAACAGGCGGAGAAGACCAAUAUGAUCAAGAUACGCAAGAUCGUGCUCUGCACCCUCGCGCCCGUCGCGGUGUUAGCGGCGCUCGCAUUUCGGUGGCAGAUGCGGUUCUGGCCGGGUAUCGCCGGGGGAAGGGAAGGGCAGGGGGAGGAUCGCGCGCUGUACGUGAUGCUGUGCAUUGUGGGGUUGGCGCCGUGUGGGUGUGUACUGGGGUUCAUCUCGGCUGGGGUGUUCUACGUGUAUUUCUGUGUGCGCAAAACGAGGGCGAGGCCGGGGGUAUCUCGCAUUAUGAGUAUAAUAUUAGCGUAA
Messenger RNA from Paraphaeosphaeria sporulosa, 482 nucleotides. RefSeq lists its product as uncharacterized. The record is from RefSeq and is a predicted model, not a curated record. NCBI's taxonomy places the organism in Eukaryota, Fungi, Ascomycota, Dothideomycetes, Pleosporales, Didymosphaeriaceae. The transcript has a single exon. Bases 12 to 482 code for a protein of 156 amino acids.